Pelmatolapia mariae (spotted tilapia) is the source of this 2334-nucleotide messenger RNA. It is a transcript of the gene glt8d1, whose product is annotated as glycosyltransferase 8 domain containing 1. Gene Ontology annotation, cellular component: Golgi apparatus. The record is from RefSeq and is a predicted model, not a curated record. Lineage: Eukaryota; Metazoa; Chordata; Actinopteri; Cichliformes; Cichlidae. Gene Ontology annotation, molecular function: glycosyltransferase activity. The coding region runs from base 333 to 1433 and encodes 366 amino acids. The transcript is spliced from 9 exons.
UGUGUGGAUGGGGUGAAUUUGUUGAUGUUGAGUUGGCAGUUUGGCUUCAAAGUGAAUUCCUCUUAAAACUCUGCAAAAAUUGCACGACUUUUGUUUGUUUGUUUGUUUUAACGUACUAAAAGCCGACGCUAAUGUCCGCUAGUUUGCGGGCGGUUUCUCGUGUUUAUGAGGUUUCUGCCACGCAGCGGUACAGCAGCAGUCCUCAUUAACUGCCAGAUGAUCCUGCGCCUUCUGCGCUCAAGCCACCUCUGAUGUUUAUGUUUUAACCUUUUUAUUAUUUGGUUUGUUUUCUUUUCCUUUCACGUGCUGGAGGGACGGAUGAGAUCAUUACUAUGGGGCUGAGGAGAGUUAACGUGAUCAUUCUUGUGCUGCUGGCUGUUGCCUUCCUCAUCAUAGUCCAGCGAAAUCUCCUCAAUCUCAGUGACUUUUUACACACAGAAAAGCCAGAUGAAGGGGUGAUUCUUCCCUUUGAGUCUGAACUGUCUCCAGACUUGAAUUUGGCAAGGACGGGUGAGGAGAUUCCUAUUCUCAUCACCGCUGCUGAGGACAGACUUGGUGCUGUUGUUGCUGCGAUGAACAGUGUGUACAUGAACAGCAAAGCCAAUGUUGUCUUCACCAUCGUGACCUUGAAUGAAACCGUCGCUCACUUAAAAGCAUGGCUGAGUAACACUAGACUAAACAGUGUCAAAUAUAAGAUAGUAAUUUUUAAGCCUGAGUUACUUAAUGGGAAGAUAUCUAAGGAUCCUCAGACCCCGGAGGCUGCAAAACCACUGACUUUUGCCAGGUUUUAUCUUCCUGCUUACAUUCCCGAAGCAGAGAAAGCUAUCUAUUUGGAUGAUGAUGUCAUUGUACAAGGUGACAUUCAGGAGCUUUAUGAAACCAACCUCAAACCGGGACAUGCCGCAGCCUUCUCUGAUGACUGUGACUCGGCAUCUGCCAAAGGCAUUGUUCGUGGGGCGGGAAAUCAGAAUAAUUACAUUGGCUUCUUGGAUUUCAAGAAGGAAGCUAUUAAGAAGCUGGGGAUGAGAGCCACCACUUGCUCUUUCAAUCCCGGGGUCUUCAUUGCCAACCUGACUGAAUGGAAGAACCAAAACAUCACCCAGCAGCUGGAGCACUGGAUGGAGCUCAACACACAGGAGGAUCUAUACGGUAAAACCCUCGCAGAAAGCAUUACCACCCCUCCACUCCUCAUUGUUUUUUACAAACGCCACUCUAGCAUUGACCCCAUGUGGCACGUGAGACACCUCGGUGUAACAGGUGCUGGAAGCCGCUAUUCUUCCCAGUUUGUGAAAGCUGCCAAACUCCUGCAUUGGAACGGACACUAUAAGCCCUGGGGGCGAGGAUCCUCCUUUACUGAUGUGUGGGACAAGUGGUUCAUUCCCGACCCCACAGGAAAAUUUCACCCUGUGCGAAGACACACGGGGGACAGCUAGACUGAAAAAUGGGCUCCUUGAACCUUCAGAUCGGGUUCGUAGCAGCAGGAAAACUCCUUCAUAUCUCAGGAACUAUGCAAAUGUCAUGUGUUUGAGUUCCAUCGUCCUCCGAAUGUGGACCUGCCUAUCUCAUCUUCCAAUGAACAGAGAUUUUUUUUUUCUAUAUCCAGAGUAUAUUGUUGAUAGCUUCGAAUUGCAUUUUUUUAGAAAUAUUUUGUUAAACUAAAAGUAGACCGUUUCAAAUACUGUUUUACUCCCACUCAGCUGUAAGCCACAGAGCUAGUGUGCCAAGACCUUCUGGUAGAACAUAAACCAUCCUUGUCAAAGUAAAUGGCUUUUAAGUAGGUGUGUUUAGCAGCUAAAUAAGGAUUUAUUUACUUAAUGUGUGUAUUAAAUGACUCAAUUAUCUGAGCUGUCGUUAGAGUGAGUCAUAGCCACAGCUCAUUCCUGCUUCUCUCUGAUCAGCUUAGUCUGAAUUAUAAUCAUUAGCCAUGCAAAUCCCUCAUGUCAGUACCUCAGUGCAGUACUUCCUGUGGAAAACUAAUUUGAUUAUAUUUAAUUGCACAUAGAUUAGAUUGUUUUGGGAUGAGAGUGGUCUUUUUAAGUCUUGUAUAAAUCCUCUACAGGUUAACUGCAGUCAAACUAAUGGUACAUGUUACUUUACCAUAAUAAACACUACCUGUCCCGCUUUCAUAUUUAACAAAAAAAAACAUUGGUGUUGUUUUGUUUUUUUAUACAAACCACUAAGCACACUGCACCUCUGCAGGAACAGAACAGCUUUGCACAAACAUCUACUUUAGUGCUUCAUUAUCAGCAUUUUCCUUUACUACGUGUUUGAAGUCCCCUUACUGGUGUAAAUGUCUUUUUUUGUAUAUCAAAUAAAGGUUACAUGUUUAUUAAA